This is a messenger RNA of Caenorhabditis angaria, 5034 nucleotides long. The record is from the annotation of a GenBank genome assembly. Lineage: Eukaryota; Metazoa; Nematoda; Chromadorea; Rhabditida; Rhabditidae.
AUGGAACUGGAAAAAGAGAAAGACGAAGAGGAGAAGAAGGUAUAUUUUUAUAAUUAUGGUUUAGAAUCAAAAAGGGAGAAAAAUCUAGCUAGCUUAUAUAUAACGUUGGGUAAUAAUCAAAUAAUUUGCUUCUAUUUUUUAGCCUGCAAUGAAAACCGAAGAGGAAAUUGGAAAUGAUGACGAAAGCGAUACUGAACAAGUUAGCGAAAAUGAUAUUAAAGAGGAGGAUCAAGAAGAGGAAGAAGAAGUAGAGGAAGAGGAGAUUUUACCUCCACCAGUGGUAUGGUUUUUCUUUUCAAAAAAUUAAAUUAAGUUAAGAAUAAUCAAUACACAUUUUCAAAAAAAGUUGAAUCACAUCACACCUCAAAAACUUAUCAGAUAACUAAUUAGAUGAAAAUAUUUGCGUGACAAAUGUGAAAUUAUUGAACCAAGAAAUAAUGUUAAAAAAAACACAAUUUUUAUUUCAGGUUGAGCUCAAAGAACUGCAUAGUAAUCCUGAUUUCGCGGUCGUUUGCAGUUUCUUCAACAAAUUUUCGUUGAUGGGUAAUUUGCGUCAUUUGAGCUUUGGAAAACUGGAAACACUUUUCACCACAUAUGAAAAUAACAAAGGUUGGUUUUGGGUUUAAAAUGAAAAAGCUUUGUUUUUAAAACUGCGGAUGUCUUUCACGGUUUUCGAAAUGCCGAAAUAGAAGACGGGUUAUCACUAUAAUUUCCAUAGAAAAGUAUCACAAAAUAAAUUGACAGAACUAAAAAAAGAUUUACUUUAUUGAAAAAUGUGUAAUUCAAUAAUUGAGUACCAAUUUUGAGAUCGAAAAGGCUGUUUCACAGCUUUUGCAACGUUUAAUAUGAAUAUUAUUUUUAAGUUCCGCGAGAGCUGAUAGAUCUUCAUGUGUUUUUGCUGCGACGUAUCAAAUAUCAACAUGCUACAGUGGAUAAUUGGGAAAAAUAUUUGCGAAAAUGUUUAGCUUCUGAUCCAACUACUGUUGAAGAACUAACACGUAUUGAAAGGUUAGCUCUAAUUUUUCUCAUCACAAUUCAAAAAUAGAAACAUCGUCAUUUCCAGAUAUGGAGGCUAUGCUUACAUUUCAAUUGCUGACAAGAUUCGAAUUUUGAAAGCAUUAUGUGAACUUCAAAUUGAAUUAAAUGCAAAGUUUCGUGAAGCAGUGAGUUCGGGAUAUAAAAUGGAUGAAUAAAAAAGGAUUAGAGAAUAUCUGCCCUUGACAACACUAUGAAAGGUUUCAAAAACGGAUUAAAGAAAAGCAAAGCAUGAAUUCUGAAGAUCAGAUAAAAAAUACAAAAAAAUUGGAAAAAUGGAAGCCAAUAAAAAACUGUUUCCUUUCAGAUUAUGCAAACUUGCCGAAAUAUCGAUUUUCGUCUAAUUCCCGUUGGAACAGAUCGUUAUGGAUUAUCUUAUUGGUAUCAACAAGAUAAUGAAUGUACUAUGAGAUUAUAUACAGAGGAAGCUGAUGAUCACUGUGGUAGUACAUGGACUUUAGCUGCAAAAACACACGAUGAGCUCAAAACGUUGAUUGAGAAUUUGGAGAAGGAUGAUUUAGGAUAUGAUAAAUCAUUGGAUCCACUUGAAAAACAAAAGUUGACUGAUGUAGGUGCUAUUUUCAGAAAAAAAGACUAUUUAUAAAUAUUUUAUUUAUUGUUUUUCAGAUUCAAAAAGGAAAGAUUCCUGUGGGACAUACUGAUAAGAAGGGAACUUAUCUUGAUACUUAUAUCGAUCAAAGCUCAGUUCAAAAGCUCAAAGAUGAAGUUUUGAAGAAAAAAACGGAACGAAACAAUCGAAAGACUGGAACACAUACAAAAGUUAGGAAAUUUGUGGAGGAAGAGCCAGAAGAAGAAGAAGUUGAAGAGGAAAAACCGAAAGUUGAGGAUGAUCAAGAAGAUAAGGAAGAUGAGGUUGAAAUACCUGAAGAAUUGUUGGAAGGAAGAAGACCACGUAGAGGAGCUUCAAUCAAGGCUGCUUCAAAUCUCAAGAAAGUAUUGGGUGUUGGAACAACUCCAAAAAGAACUCCAAAGAAAACGACGGAAAAGAAAGCAUCAGUUGAACCAAGUGAUCAUGAAGAUGAAGAAGACGAAGACGAUAAUGAGGAUGAAGAUGAAGAAGUAAGUGAAGAUGAGCAAGAGGACAGUGGAGAUGAAUUUCGUCCAAAAAGUGAAAAGAAAAAAUCAAAGAAAAAGAGAGUUAAAAAAAGAAAGGCAACACCAUCUGAUGAUGAAGACGAUGAAAGUGUUGAAGAUGAAGAAAUUGUGGUUAAAGAGAGAAAAGUUGCGACUGGUGAUGCUGCUUGUGGAAAAUGUAAAACGUCAAAAGAUUGGGAAGUGUUGCUUUUAUGCGAUUGUUGUGAUGAUGCUUGGCAUACGUAUUGUCUCAAGCCAGUGCUUUGGUUUGUGCCUGAUGGUGAUUGGUAUUGCCCGAAAUGUAAACAUGGGCGGCUUAUCAAUCGAUUGAAAGUGGUUGAGGAGCGAUUGAAUGUCGAUUUGGACCUGAAAGCUAUUGAGGAUAAAAAAAAACAAGCAGCUGCAGAGAGACUUCGUAGAGAAAUGGAACAUAUUGGUGUGAAUUUGAACAAUAUCAUCCAAACUCAUCAAGUUCUUUUGCAACCGCAAAAACAAUCGAGUUCUAGUGAAAGUGAGGAUGAUGGUACACAGAGAAAGUCGAAAAAGAAAGCUGUGAAGUAAGUUUUACUCAGUCUCAAAGUAAUAUCUAGAAACUUUUUAAGUUAAUUUUGAAAAAAUCAGUUAGAUUUAGGUUUAAAACAUUCGUUUUAUUUUGAUUACGACAAGUUUAAAAACAUAUAAACUUUUAUCAUUUACAGAAAAAUGUCCAAUUGGAAUAAACCAAAACCUCAAAACAAUGUUCCGGUUUAUGUUGGUGGUCGACGCUCUUGCCGCAACACCAAUAAAGUUGAUUACAAAGGUUCGGAAUUUGAUCAAAUGAUCAAUGAAGCAGUUGAGAAUAUUGAUGGUGCUCCACUAAAAGAAGUCAAGCCACCAAAAGAGCCAGAACUUGAUGAAAAUGGAGUUCCUAUUCCAAAGGCACCAAGAGGAAAGAAACGAGCAAAGUUGAAUGAUUUGGAUGCGGUUGUUGAUAGUGAUGGUAGCAAUAAUUAUGAAGAGUAAGUUUUUGAUUUGACAUACAAUAAAAAAUUUGUUCUGAAAAAUAAUGAACUUUUUUUUCAGGGAGCAAGAAGAGACUCCAAGUGAAGAAGAGGAAGAGGCCGAAAUUGAUUCUGGUUCUGAUUUUGAGGAUGAACUUCCGAAAACUUCGAAACAUAGAAGCCGUAGAUCGAAAACUGGUGGAAGACGUAAUGGUGGUGGAGGUGGAAAAGGUCGAGGACGUAGAAAUCGUAGUUGGUCUGGUUCAUCUACUGAAGAGGAAGAAGAUGAUUGGAUUGCAUCAGAUUCCGAUGAUGGAUACAGCAACAAACGAAAACGUAAGAUCAGAUAUGAAUCGGAGCCAGAAGAAGAAGAAGAGGAUGUUGAGAAAUCAACAACUGGAAGACCACUUCGAAGAGCUGUCAAAUCAUCAGACAAGAAAAUUGUCAUUUCUGAUGAUGAUUCGGAUGCGGAAAAUUGUGGGCCAGUUCCGAAAAAGAAGUCCAAAAAAGGGUAAGUGAUUGAAUUGACGUGUUUUGAUGGUAAUAAAUGAGAUUAUUUCAGAACAUCGGAUGAUGAAUUUGAAGUAGAAAAUGAUAAUGAGGGAGAAGAGGACGAUGAAGAGGAAGAAGAGAUGGAUGAAGACAAUGAUGAAGAGGAAGACGAAGAAGACGAUGAUUCUGAUAAAGAUUCAAAUGAUUCUGAACCAAGAGGAGAGAUCAAAAGAAUGGCUGGAGCACCACCAUCUCAACAAUUACCUGUCAGACCAGUCAGACCACAAAUAUCUGCAAAAAGAGUGAGUUUCAAUUUUUUAAAUGUAGAAAAUCGAAGUACUGAUGAGUAGAUCAGGAAUGUAAAUCCCGAUUUAAAUCAGAAUAUAAUUUUGUAUUCAAAUUCAUCGAAUUUGAAUUUGAAUUUUUUAUUUAGAAUGUUAUAAAUUUACCGGAACAUAAAAAUAGUGAGAUCAAAGAGAGAGAAAAAAGGGGUAAUUCACAUGAAAUCGAAAAUAAAUAGGGUGAAUAAAAUAACUUCCCAAAUUUUUAAAAGACCUAAAUCCCGCAAGAGACCUGGUCAGUUGGAGGUUUUGACAAAGAGAUAAGAAAGAGUGUGCGAGAAUCUGGCCGUGAGGGUUCAUGAUAAAAGCGAUGCGUUCAAACCAAUAAUCAAUAUUCUGAACGAUUGCACUGAAGAAUUCAUUUCAAUGAGGUGCUAUAAAGAGUUCCACUUGGGAACUGUAUGCGAGAAAAAGGAAUUGUGACAUUUUUGAGUUAAAACUAGGCGGGCUGGGUGACGUGGAAGUGUUGAGAAGCUGAUGAAGUCAAAAGUUUCUGGCUGGUGAGAAAAUCCAUUCAGGGCUUUGAAAAGAUGAAUAAUAUUGGCUCUAGAUCUACGAGUAUGGGUUGACACCAUGUUGAUCUGUUUGAGGCGAUCCUCAUAAGAUUCAAAUGGCAUAUUACAACGAUUGAAGACUUUACGAGUGAAUUGACGUAAUGGAUUUUCUAGGUUAUUAGAUAGAUUUUUAGUUAGGAAGGGGUCGUAAUUUCAAUAGAUUCUCCAAUUUCUCCAAUUUUUAAACUGAAGUUUCAUCCAAAAUUGAAUUUUCAGCCACGCAUCAAGCCUGAUUCUAAAAAAGAGAAAACUCCUGAAUCUGACGAAAAUGACGAUGAAGAAGAUGUUCCGACCAAAAAACCUGAUGUCGCUCUACAAAAUUCUCUCUGGACUCCUGGAAAUCUUCCGGAAAAUUUUCAACCAAUGAUUGCAAAUCCAUAUCUUCGCCCUGCUGAAACAACAAGUCCAUCAAAAAUUGCUUCAAAUACUGCAGAACAAAAUGCUUUACCGGUAUCAAACCCAUAUGCUAAUGUCAGUCAGAAAAAAGAUGACCUGCAAACAAAACCCAGUGGUGCUGCUAACUAUUUAGCAUUAUAA